Molecule: messenger RNA, 3116 nt
Organism: Grammomys surdaster
Lineage: Eukaryota; Metazoa; Chordata; Mammalia; Rodentia; Muridae
Gene: Rbak
Product: RB associated KRAB zinc finger
Exons: 5
Coding region: 168-2303 (711 amino acids)
Biological process (GO): regulation of transcription by RNA polymerase II
Molecular function (GO): DNA-binding transcription factor activity; RNA polymerase II cis-regulatory region sequence-specific DNA binding
Source: RefSeq, a predicted model, not a curated record
GACCCUGCGGGGCCGAGACCGUAGCUUCCGGGUAGGCAGCGAAGUGACUCGGCUGUGCUGGCCCGGGAGGCCUAGUGGGAGCUCUGCGCGGAGGCCGACGGUGGCGGCGGGGCCGCCUGCUCGGUCAGUCAUCAGCACUGUCGACGGUUUCCCAGGAGGCGCAGAAAAUGAGCAGAUCGAAGGGCCCACUGUCAUUCAAGGAUGUGGCUGUGGCCUUCUCCCAGGAGGAGUGGCAGCAGCUGGACUCUGAGGAGAGGACAACAUACAGGGAUGUGAUGCUGGAGACCUACAGCAACCUCGUCUCCGUGGGGUAUGACGUUACCAAGCCAAACGUGAUUAUUAAGUUGGAGCAGGGAGAAGAACCCUGGACAGCGGAAGGUGACCGACAUGCUCAGAGGCAUUUGGAAGUCAGUAACGUGUAUGACCCCAGAGAAGGAGUCCAGGAAAAUGGCGAGAAACAUCUGCAGUGUGGUGAUGCUGUCCGCCACUGGAGAGCAGAGAAGGGGCCUGCGUUUGAUGAAGCCUGCACCCUGGAAGCUCCCCUCAUUUCCCCCAGCUCAGGCGCUCCCAGCUGUGUCUCCUGCGGGGAGACUCUGGAGUCUGUUUCAGAACUGAUUAGUAGCGAUGGAAGCUACGCAGUGGAGAAUCCCAGCAUGUGUUCUGAGUGUGGGAAAGCGUACGGAGAAAACCCUGAUGACUUUAACCAAAGUGAGGGUAAUUCCUCUCAACACAAUGAACGUAUUUUGCAGAAAAUCACCAUUUUGGAGAAACCCUUUGAUUAUGAGUGUAUGGAAUCCUUAGACAGUGAAAGUGUUUUCUUGGCUCAUGAGAGAGCUUAUAUGGGGGAGAAGCCCUAUGAAUGGAAUGAUUCUGGACCAGACUUGAUCCAGAUGUCAGACUUCAGUACAUAUCCGAGAUCACAAAUGGAACUGAAGCCCUUCGAGUGUACGCAGUGUGGGAAGUCCUUCUGUAAGAAGUCCAAAUUCAUCAUCCAUCAGAGGGCUCACACGGGAGAGAAACCGUAUGCUUGUAGUGUCUGUGGGAAGUCCUUCAGUCAGAAGGGAACCCUUACUGUACAUCGGCGAUCACACUUAGAGGAGAAGCCCUAUAAGUGUAGUGAGUGUGGGAAGACCUUCUGUCAGAAGUUACACCUCACACAGCACCAGAGAACUCAUUCAGGAGAGAAGCCCUAUGAAUGCAGCGAGUGCGGGAAGACCUUCUGCCAGAAGACACACCUCACUCUCCACCAGAGGAAUCAUUCAGGGGAGAGGCCCUAUCCUUGUAAUGAAUGCGGGAAAUCCUUUUCCCGGAAGUCUGCCCUCAAUGACCAUCAGAGAACACACACAGGAGAGAAGCUUUAUAAGUGUAAUGAGUGUGGUAAAUCCUACUACCGGAAGUCCACCCUCAUUACACACCAGAGAACGCACACAGGAGAGAAGCCCUAUCAGUGUAGUGAGUGUGGGAAAUUCUUCUCUCGGGUGUCGUAUCUCACCAUACACUAUAGGAGCCAUUUAGAAGAGAAGCCUUACGAGUGUACAGAAUGUGGGAAAACCUUCAAUCUAAACUCCGCUUUCAUCAGGCACCGGAAGGUCCAUGCAGAGGAGAGAGUCCAGGCAUGCGGUGAGUGUGGGAAGCCAUCCCCACUGCAGUGUCUCCCCGAUCACACAGACGACCUUGGAGACAAGCGCUAUGAAUGUAAUGAGUGUGGGAAGACCUUCCUUGAAAACUCGGCCUUCAAUAGGCACCAGUCCGUUCCCGAAGGGGAGAGAGCGUACGAGUGUAACAUAUGCGGGAAGUCCUUCUCUGAUUUGUCCUGCUACACCGUGCACUACAGAGCUCAUUCCGAAGAGAAACCCUUCGGGUGCAGCGAGUGUGGGAAAACCUUCUCUCAUAACUCAUCCCUCUUUAGACAUCAAAGAGUACACACAGGCGAGAAGCCGUACGAGUGUUACGAGUGUGGAAAGUUCUUCUCUCAGAAGUCAUACCUCACUAUUCAUCACCGCAUCCAUUCAGGAGAGAAGCCCUACGAAUGUAGCAAGUGUGGGAAAGUGUUCUCCCGGAUGUCAAACCUCACCGUGCACUAUCGAAGCCAUUCAGGAGAGAAGCCGUAUGAAUGCAACGAGUGCGGGAAAGUCUUUUCUCAGAAGUCGUACCUCACUGUUCAUUACCGGACUCAUUCAGGAGAGAAACCUUAUGAAUGUAACGAAUGUGGGAAAAAAUUCCACCACAGAUCAGCCUUCAAUAGCCAUCAGAGAAUUCAUAAAAGAGGGACUAUAAAUGUACUCAGUGUGGAAAAUCUCUGACAUCUCAAUUAAAAAAAAAAAGAAACAUUUGGUUAUAGUGAACAUUGGAAGUCUAACAGGUAGUCAAGGGUGGAUUUUCCCCGGAUUUUACUAUUGUGGUGCUGGGAGUUGAGGGCGGGCCUUUUGCGUGCUGUAGACGUUGCACACUGAGCUGAGCCGCAGCCGUUCACAGUUGGGCAUCCUCGCCCUUUAGUGAAUUUAGUGGAUUUCUGAGCAAAAUCCAUUUUAACAUGAGUUCUCAGAGAGGAAUCUAAAGAUUCAGCAAGAAGCAAACCAUGACCAUAUAAUUUAUGGGACACUGGGUAAUUUUUACAGGAGUGAAACUCUGAAAGUAUUUAAUAUUUAUUUUUUAUUUAAGUCAUAUUUACAUAUCAGGGAGUUUUGCUGAGAACUGUCAGCUGGUGAGUGCAACUCACCUUGCAAACGCACGCUAAAAGCCAUAUUUCUGACGUUACAACAGGUGUUUAUAGAAAAGAUGCAAGAAGCUACGAGUUCUAAAUAAACUUAGAAAAUGAAAUUAUAAAGCCAGCAGGUGACCACGAGGGUGACUGCAAAUGCGGCACUUGUGCUGUUCUGGAAAUGCAGUUGAACAGUGACUCUAUGCAACGUUUUGCAAUUUCGGCUUUGAGUAAUUUGUGAGAAUUUGGUAUCAAGGACUAAAAUGACUGUUACAAUGAGUAUACAAGUGGAACAUGCUGUAUGACAGGGAAGUACAUAGCUUUCUAUGGCAGCGCUUACCAGUAGAGUGGGUUUUGUAAAAAUUUUCCAACUGGAAUUGGGCAAAAAUUUUUAAAAUACUAUUUUGAUAAACUA